AUGGCGCCUUCCUCCUCAGAUCCCACAGAGCCGUCGACUGCCUCACCUUCAUUGGCUCUCACCCUUCCCCAUCUCCCAUCACCCCUUAGCAACGUGGAUGAAAUCCACCACGACGUCAUUUUAAUUCUCCCAAAUCCGAUCGCCUACUCGUGUGCCCUCAAAAUCAACGUAUUGGCAGAUUUUGAGAAAUGCUACUCGGAGCGUGCACUCGCAACGAUCGAGUUGCUAUGCAGAGUCCUUGAGGGUUACGUGGCGUUUGCGGCACACGAGCUAACUGUGCUGCUACUGGUGAAGAUGAUUAUGAAGAUCUCGGACCGAGUGACGGAGUACGCGGCGGGAGAGUUGAUGUCGAUGUGCUUGGCGUAG
Messenger RNA from Malus domestica (apple), 366 nucleotides. RefSeq names its product U-box domain-containing protein 25-like. NCBI's taxonomy places the organism in Eukaryota, Viridiplantae, Streptophyta, Magnoliopsida, Rosales, Rosaceae. The record is from RefSeq and is a predicted model, not a curated record.